Biomphalaria glabrata is the source of this 979-nucleotide messenger RNA. Its product is annotated as protein FAM184A-like. The record is from RefSeq and is a predicted model, not a curated record. The transcript is spliced from 4 exons. Bases 116 to 979 code for a protein of 287 amino acids. Lineage: Eukaryota; Metazoa; Mollusca; Gastropoda; Planorbidae.
AUCCGCAGGUGGUCGAUUUAGAUUUUCUUUUCGUCGUCGUUUGUCCUCGGCAGCAGAUUUUCUUUUCGUCUCAAAUGUGUGUAUAUAUAAUAUAUAUGGCUCCUUUUGUCUCGAAAUGCAAUGGAUGCGCCCAGAUAAUAUUCCUGGAGUCGGCAGUUACAAUCUGUUAGGUGAUCAUCAUGGUCCUAUUAAAGACUUGGAACUGAACAGAACAAGAUCCCUUAACGGAUUAGAGCAAAGUGGAAGGACAUAUAAAGACAUAGGGUACAGACUCCCAGACAACAUUGAAAUGCAUAGGAAACUAAAAGAAGCGCAGGAUCAAAUCAAAAGCUUGGACAUUCUCCUCACGGGGGCCAACAAACAAAAGGAUAUGUUUGAAAAAAUUUAUAAAGUCUUGGAACAGAAGUUGUCUUUAGGUGAACAAAAUCUGAAAGAGCUAGAAAGUGAAAAGAACAAAUUAAACAAAGCCAUUUCAGAAUUGCAGAAGGAAAAUACAGAUUUGGAAAGCAAAAGAGCCAGCGCUGAACAUGAGAGCCAUGCUAUUUCUGCUCAGCUGGAAAAGGAAAAGAACACUGUAAAGAAUCUACAGAAAGAAUGCUCGUCACUUCAGUCUUAUGUCUGUAAACUUCAGAAUGAGGUGAAAGAACUAGAAUCUGAGAAAAUCAAAUUAGCCAAAAUCAUUUCAAAGUUGGAAAACACUAAAGCUAAUUUGGAGAAAGAUAGGGAUGCCAUCUCUUCUUGUUUGAAUGAGGAAAAAGAAAGGUAUAAGAAAGAAUGUGCCACUUUGAUGUCAACAAUAACACAGUUGCAAAGGGAGGGGAAAAUCUAUGAUGAGGAAAACAAUCAAAUGGACAGAACAAUCCAAGAGCUAGUGACAAUGAAUGCCAGUCUAGAGAAAACUAAAGAUAUCAUUGCUACUCAGCUUGAAGCCGAGAGAGAAAGAGACUUUAGAAUUGGGAAAGAAAUUAGAAAAUACUGA